Papaver somniferum (opium poppy) is the source of this 1841-nucleotide messenger RNA. RefSeq names its product probable dolichyl pyrophosphate Glc1Man9GlcNAc2 alpha-1,3-glucosyltransferase. The coding region runs from base 231 to 1796 and encodes 521 amino acids. Gene Ontology annotation, molecular function: dolichyl pyrophosphate Glc1Man9GlcNAc2 alpha-1,3-glucosyltransferase activity. Lineage: Eukaryota; Viridiplantae; Streptophyta; Magnoliopsida; Ranunculales; Papaveraceae. The transcript is spliced from 4 exons. The record is from RefSeq and is a predicted model, not a curated record. Gene Ontology annotation, biological process: protein N-linked glycosylation. Gene Ontology annotation, cellular component: endoplasmic reticulum membrane.
UCUUAUUUAACAAACAUGUGAAUGGAAUUGUAUCAGCAAGAAACUGAUUUCAUUCCCUGUGACCAAACACCCCAUGAGGUGCACAAAUUUGGGCUCGCAGUUACUCUCGGCGGCGAAAGGCUUCUCAACCAAAUCUCGAUCUCCAAUCUCCGUACCAUUCUCUUCGACAGCUUCUAUCUCUCUGUUCCUCGUCCAUGUGAGAUACUGUAACCCUAAUUUUGAAUAUAGCAAUGGAAGAAUUUGCUUGGUUAGCGGGAAUUGCAACCUGCGUUAAACUCCUUCUAAUUCCUUCCUAUAGAAGUACAGAUUUUGAAGUUCAUCGCAACUGGUUAGCUAUAACAUCAUCACUUCCUCUUUCUAAUUGGUACUCAGAUGAAACUAGUCCAUGGACACUUGAUUACCCACCAUUAUUCGCAUACUUUGAGAAAUUGCUAUCUAUCUUCGCCCAUCUAGUUGAUCCAAAAAUAGUUGAUCUUCAAAAGGGUUUAAAUUAUGAGUCUGAUUCAGUCAUUUAUUUUCAGAGAAUUAGUGUGAUUGUAUCUGAUCUGUGUUUGUUUUAUGGAGUUUAUAGGUUAAGUAAAACCUUAGAUAUUAAGAAGAGAAAGAUUCUUUGGAUUCUGCUUAUUUGGUCUCCUUCACUUAUUAUUGUGGAUCAUAUACAUUUUCAGUAUAAUGGGUUUCUUUUAGGGAUUCUUUUGAUAUCUCUUUCGUUUUUGGAAGAAGGAAAAGAUUUGAUCGGGGAUUUUUUUUUUGCCGUAUUGUUAUGUUUUAAGCAUUUGUUUGCUGUGGCUGCUCCAGUAUACUUUGUAUAUCUACUGAGACGUUAUUGUAAAGGAGGAUUUGCUAAGUCUAUUGGAAGGUUUGUAAUGAUGGGAAUUGCAGUUGGUAUGGUCUUUGCUGUUGCAUUCGGACCGUUUUUGUAUACUGGUCAGAUACAACAAGUCCUACAUCGCAUGUUUCCUUUCGGCAGGGGACUUUGCCAUGCAUACUGGGCUCCUAAUUUCUGGGUAUUUUACAUAAUUUUAGACAAAGGACUUACUUUCUUGCUCGCAAAAUUGGGGUUUAACAUCCAGACACCCGCAGCUUCUUUCACUGGUGGUCUAGUGGGAGACUCAUCACCGUUUGCGGUGCUUCCUCAGGUUACCCCUUUAGCAACAAUGUUGUUGGUUGUACUUGCACUAUCUCCAUGUUUGUUUAAAGCAUGGAAAGAUCCUCAGCCACGGAUGAUCACAAGAUGGGUAGCCUAUGCAUAUACCUGUGGUUUUCUCUUUGGGUGGCAUGUCCAUGAGAAGGCAUCCCUUCAUUUCAUGAUUCCCCUUGCCAUUGUUGCAAUCCAGAGUGUAGAGGAUGCAAAACAUUAUUUCUUACUCUCAGUAGUGUCAUGCUAUUCGUUGUUCCCUCUUCUAUUUGAAGCCAAAGAAUAUCCAAUAAAAGUGUUGUUACUUCUUUUACACUCCCUUCUCCUGAUAUCAGUCCUCACCUCCCAAUUUGGCAAAAGCUCAUCUAAAGCAGUGGGGGAACCCUUACAUAGAGGGAAAAGUGAUGGGAAAACAUCAAAAGGACGAAAGCCUUCUAGUCAUGAAAUGAACAGUGGUGCUGGUUUUGUUGUUGGAUGGGUCAGUAUGAUUUAUUUGUUGGGUCUGUUGGCUAUAGAGGUAUGGGGUCAGUUUUUGCAACCUUACCUUCUAGGAAGUGAAAGACUUCCCUUUUUACCUCUGAUGUUGAUGUCGAUAUAUUGUGGAAUUGGAAUGGUGUAUUCCUGGCUAUGGCAACUGAAAUGGAUCAUCAAAUGUUAAAUGACAUUGUUUGAUAUUAGUGAAUUUUCAUCUUUCUCAUUCGCA